UGAGAGCCGUAAACCCUAAAUCAAACUUAAUAUUCGAUUCUUCUCCUACGAUCAAAAGAGGGGAUUCUCAAAUGGCUGACAGUAAAACUUCUGGAGAUCAUGUAUCCGAAGAAGCCCCCGUGGAUGCUUCUCAGGAGAAACAUGAAACAGUUGAUGAGAUGCUUGCUCGGCACAGGCAGGAGAUAAAACAACUACAGAACAAGGAGACUGAGAUGAAAAAGGCAGCUGCUAAAGGAAGCAAAGCUGAACAAAAAGCCAAGAAGAAGCAAGUCGAAGAAGACAUCUCCAAACUCUCCACAAAGCUCAAGGAGAAACAGUUGAAAGAGCUCGGCUCACAAGGUUUUAGCAGCAGCAGCAUUGCCAAGGACGAAGCUAAUGAGAAAAAAGGAGACAUGGACACUCUAGUGAGAGCUAUUGCUGGAGUCUCAGUCACCGCUCAGCAAGAGCACUCAAAGCCCAGCAAGGGCGUCAAGAGGCGCGAGAAACGGGCUAAGGAAGAAGCAGAGAGAGAGCAGAGAAUCAAAGAGGAGCAAAGCCAAGUCACAAGUGAUCGUAUGGUUGAGAACCAAAAGCUCGAGAAGAAGCUUAAACCAUUGGGAUUGACAAUCAGUGAGAUUAAACCUGACGGGCAUUGCCUUUACCGGGCUGUUGAGAAUCAGCUUGCCAAUCGCUCAGGCGGUGCAUCUCCCUACUCAUACCAGAAGCUAAGAGAAAUGGCUGCUUCGUACAUGAGAGAGCACAAAACCGAUUUUCUCCCGUUUUUCUUGUCAGAAACUGAGUCACAGUCCGAGAGAUCUGCGGAAGAGCGGUUUGAGAAAUACUGUAGAGAAGUCGAGUCAACCGCGGCUUGGGGUGGUCAAUUGGAGCUUGGUGCGUUAACACAUUGCUUGAGGAAACACAUAAUGGUGUUUUCCGGAUCGUUUCCGGAUGUUGAAAUGGGCAAAGAGUAUAAAUCCGGUGAUGGCUCGAGUCUCAUGUUAUCGUAUCACCGGCAUGCUUUUGGGCUUGGGGAGCAUUAUAACUCUGUCGUCCUGAUCCAAAACAUCACCGGAUGAUGGAUGAUGGACUUUAUCUCAAGCUUUAAGAAAAGUACUUUUGUAUCAAAAGUUUACUGAAAUUCUUUCUUCCUUAAUGUUUGUUGGAACCAAUCUCUGUAACUUCAAUUUUUCCUUUGGUACAAGGCCAAGCAUAAUCUAUUUCUUCUAUACA
Molecule: messenger RNA, 1209 nt
Organism: Capsella rubella
Lineage: Eukaryota; Viridiplantae; Streptophyta; Magnoliopsida; Brassicales; Brassicaceae
Product: OTU domain-containing protein 6B
Exons: 3
Coding region: 72-1055 (327 amino acids)
Biological process (GO): protein deubiquitination
Molecular function (GO): cysteine-type deubiquitinase activity
Source: RefSeq, a predicted model, not a curated record